AUGGUGGCGGCAUGGGGGGGCUACAUCUUCGUGCUCAACAUGAUCGGGGUCCACGCCGUAAUGCUGGUGCUGCUGGGCCGCUUCACCAGUGGUGCCCACAAGGCAUAUUCGCUUUUCUACAUCAUCGGCACGGCUGGUGCCGUUCAAAUCCCAGUGGUAGGAUGGCAGCCUUUGCGGUCGCUUGAGCAGAUGGGUCCACUGCUGGUCUUUGUCGGCUACCAGGUCCUGGCAUUUUGCGAUUACCAGCGUCAUCGAAAAAAGAUGGACACCUGGGCCUUCGUCAAAUACCGCAUCCUGAUGUGUGUUCUGACCGGCCUGGCUCUCGUUGCCGUAGCAGUGAUGCUCUACCCCACCGGUUACUUCGGCCCACUCUCUUCCAGAAUUAGAGGUCUUUUCGUGAAGCACACCAAGACCGGCAACCCGCUUGUGGACUCUGUGGCCGAGCACCAGCCUGCGAACCCCAAGAUCUAUGCUUCGCACUUGGGACUUCCGUUGAACUACGUCCUUUUCGGUGGACUUGUUUCCGCCUUCAACCGAAACAACGGCUUUUACUUCCUUUGCCUCUAUGGCUUCAUUCUUCGGUCGCUUCGGUCAGGCGUUUCGCUACCUGCCGCCAUGGAUUCGGUUCUGUCAGUCUUUCGCGAAGCGGACGUAGAGAAGCUGCCCAGAAGAAGGGUCCUGCAGCUCCUGCAGAUGAUGGGAGCGGAGAAGUUGGAGACUUUUGAACAGCUGCUGGACGCUUACGCAGACGGCAAAGCCAGUCCCGCAGAGAGCGAAGAUAUUCGGCUCCCACAUUUCUUGGCGUGGCUCCAAGAUCCCUUCAGCAGUGAUGCGACUCAAGAGGACCCGAUCGCCGCUGAGCGAAACGUCGUGGACGCAUUAGCACACCGAGGAGUCACUCUCCGCAGCCUUCUGGCCUUUAUGCGCCGCUUACCGGAUGCUAUGCCUCACUAUGAUCUGGAUACCACCAGGACCGUUGAUGUUGUUUGGCAAGUCAUCAUUCCAGAGACUGCAGAGAAUGGCUGCUCGUAUGCAGACUUAUUCCAAAGCAGCGAGAAGCGCUUGCCGGACAAGAUGGUGUCGCAUAACUGGGGGAAUUUGUUCUCGCAUUUGAUGGCAGCGCUGUUUGCCGAUGCAUCCGGCAAGACGAGCUUCCGAACGAUGCUUUCAUGGAUGCGAUUGGGUUCCCCAGGCUGGGACCUCAUCGAGGCUGAAGUUCAGGAUGCGGGGCAGUUGGACUCCAGCCGUUGGCUCUGCAUCUUUGCGGUGAAUCAGCAUGUUUCCAUCUGUGACAAGACCUGGGGUGGCAGGGAUUCGGUCAGUGGCCGGCCGUAUAUACCGUGUGGAUGCAGGAAGGAGAAAGUCCACUCUGGCAUUUUCUGCGAGAUGAACAAGUUCGAUGCGAUGAUCGCACUUUUCCAGGAGCGGCAUCCACGCUACGAACAUGUGGUGGCUGUAGAUGACGGCCUCUGCCUUCUGACUCGAAUUUGGGUCAUUGCCGAGAUCGCCGAGGUCUUCCGGAACCGACUACCCUGCAAAGUAGUCCUGCCGGAGCCGCGUGGCAAUGAACUCCUGCGCCACGUCAAGGCGAUGGACGUCCGGGAUGCCCAGGCAAGUCGCCCGGAAGACAUUCACAUGAUCCUUGAAAAAAUAGUGGACAAGACAGACUUCAACGAGCGCACCAGAUCAGCGCUCAUGAAGGUGGCCUACCUUGCAAGCCUAGAGCUGCGAGUUGAGAUGCGAUACCAAUUGCGCGGCAUCUCCUCGCAGCAGGCAGAGGCUGAGUUCAUGAGGCAAGUGGAGAUGACCCGCCAGAAGUUGAAGGAGGCGACCAGCUUUGACGAGGUCCAGCAGGCUUAUGGGGAUUUUGAGAAGCAAAACGAUCAGUUUGCCACAGACGAGGACCAGACAAAAAUCCUUCACUUCUGUGAUUUGCUGCAGAAUGUCGACCUGAUGCAGCCUGAGCUUUUCAUCCGUACCUACCGCGAAGCCGCCAUUCCGGAGUCUGGCUUCAGGCUGGGAAUGACCGAUGAAGAGGUCCUGCAGGUGUUCUGGGCAAUGCGGGCAUCAGUGCGGAGCAUGCAUCAGCUGCCGCAUGUGUACGUUAAUGGUCCUGCAGUCCUGGCAGCUUUGGCAAAGUUAAAGCAGCCACAGGCAUCCGUUAUCUGCGUCACUUGCACAAACCAGUCAGAACACGUUGUCUUCGGCAUGGGGAAGCGUGUCCAGAUGACGGAGCCCAACUUGGCGACGCACAUGGUCACCUUGGUCCACUGCAGCACAGAGGAGGGUGCUUGCGGAGUCACCAUUUAUCGGGGCUUCGAUGAGACGCUUGGCCUGCUAAGCUUUCAUUCGCAGUCUCACAGGCCUUCUCUUUCGUACGAAGGCCCCUUUACAGGAGAGGCUGUUGCCAGCUUCGUGGUGGAAGAGGCCCUUCCGCUCUUCGGUGUACUUCACGAGGCGAACCGCGUGCAUUAUCUCGUCAAGGCAAAGGCUGGGCUUCUGACUGUUUGGCUUGGCCCCUGUGGGGAGCUGCAAAACAACAGCGUGCUGGUUGCAUCAGCUGCGAUCAAGCAGUUUGCCGCUCGUUUCCGUGACAUCCCCUGCUGCCUUCUAAAUUCAGCUUUUCUGGAUGCAGAUGUGCUGGGCCGAUUUCUGCGCACAAAUGACACUCGUCGUGAUGAAACGGAUGGUGAUGGUGAGAACGGAUUGCCGACGCCUGUCGCGGUGCUCUUCUUGGGCCAGCUGUCUGGCAGGAAAGGCUGCAGUGGAAAACUGACGUCGGAAGCCCUGAAACGCUUCGUUUGCCCAGUUCAGCUUCCGCUGAGAAGCGCAGACAGACUGCAGGCAUUCGUCGAAGGCGCCCUGGCCGGUGCGUUAACAGGUGAGGACAUCUCUUCCGCAACACCCUUGUUGGGCGAAACCUUCACCAAGAAGCUGGAUCGAGGCGUCCCACUUCUCUGGGAAGAUGUCGCGACUGGUGCUGAUCUGUGGCCCGAUCGAAUAUGGUGCGGCUUCCUUCUGGACAUGAUCGUAGAACCGUUUUUGCUGCUGCUGGGCAAGAAGGGUUACGGACCCCCUGCUUCUGCAGUGGACGACACACCGAAGUCCGGCAAAGGAAAGGCAGAGAAAGACAAGGGAGACAAGUCAGGAAAGGACAAGGAUACAAAGAAGAAGAGGAGUCUCAAAGAGCAAGUCCCUGAGCUGGAAGAGCAUGAAGAGGAGGUGCGCCCUGGUGGCGCAAUGCAGCUGAAGCGCAUGUUCAAAGGCUACUGCUGGAAGAUGCUUCCCGAAAAUUCUGUGGAGGAUGUCCGAGCUGCCCGCUAUGUGUUUGACAACAAACCGCUCCUGCUCUUGGUCCGAGCUGCGGUCUCUAUCGGGUUUGUUGGGUAUAUGCUGACCAUGAGCGAGCUCCGAUCAGAAAUUCCAGACUUUGUGGAUCGAUGCAAAGCCAUUGGAGAACAGGUUGCGAGCCCCACGGUCAUGUAUGCCGUCAGGCAGAAGGAUGGCAGCAAUUACAUUGUGGAUGAUUAUUACAAGGGCUACAAGUGGCUCGAGAAAAACACCGCGGAAGAUGCCCGAGUCAUGGCCUGGUGGGACUACGGCUACCAGAUCACCGGCAUUGGAAACAGGACUUCCAUUGCCGACGGAAACACUUGGAACCAUGAGCACAUAGCGACGCUCGGGCGAACACUCACGAGUGAGGUGAAGCGGGCGCACAAUGCAAUUCGGCACUUGGCCGACUAUGUUCUUGUUUGGGGCGGCGGGCAGCGAGAUGAUCUGGGCAAAUCGCCUCACCUCGCAAGGAUCGGCAACUCAGUUUUCCCAGACCAUUGCGGUGAUGACGAUCCGAAGUGCACAAAAUUCGGCUUCUAUGCCGACCGGUCACCGACGCCAAUGAUGGAGAAGUCGCUGUUGUACAAGCUGGUGGAGCACAACAACAAAAAGGGUGUGCGAGUCAACGAGCGCUACUUCAAGCAUGUGCACACCACCAAGCAUGGCCUCAUGCGAAUCUAUGAGGUGCAGAACGUCUCCCAGGAAAGCAAGGACUGGAUAGCAGAUCCGAAAAAUCGCGUCUGUGACGCCCCUGGGAGCUGGUACUGCGUCGGCCAGUACCCCCCUGCCUUGAGCAAACUGAUAGCGAAAAGGCGAAACUUCGCGCAGAUUGAGGACUUCAACCGAAAGGGCGAGAAAAGCGCCUACACUCGUCUCAUUGAGAAAGAGAAGGGCGAGCUGUGA
Molecule: messenger RNA, 4236 nt
Organism: Symbiodinium necroappetens
Lineage: Eukaryota; Dinophyceae; Suessiales; Symbiodiniaceae
Source: the annotation of a GenBank genome assembly